AUGGACGUGUGGUUAUGUUAUCGGCCAGAUUCCAUCAAAGUGUGUGCACCGACGUACUCGUAUCCUCCGCAGACAUUAAUUCAAGCGAUGGCACAGUAUGCUGAUCACGAGAAUUCGUCCCUCAAUAUGGAUUCCACUAAUGGAAGUUCUCUGGAGCGCACUAACAAUGACUCUUGCUUCUGCCAAGAACUUCUCGACGAUUGUCGCGAUCCGCUUUCUCGGCUGGCCGAGUCAACAUUCUACCCUGCGAUGCAGUAUGUGAUUGGUAGCUGGUAUAAACCAGAGGAGCUAGCAAAGAGAGCAUGCAUAUUCCAUACUGCAAGCGCCAUAGGCCCCAUGAUCAGCGGCUUUCUUCAAGCGGGCGCCUACAGCGGCCUCAAUGGCGUGAAUGGUCUCGCUGGCUGGAAAUGGUUGUUCAUCAUCGAUGGCAUCAUCACUCUCCCUAUCGCCUUCCUCGGGUUCCUCGUAAUGCCCGACCUCCCAUCCAAUACCCGUCCUUCGAUAUUUUACACACAAGAGCAGAUCGAACUUGGACAGCGCAGGAUGGCGGAGAUUGGACGGAAGCCACCUGCACCGUUCACUGGUAAGAAGGUCUGGGGCUUCUUCAACACGUGGCACUUGUAUCUAUUGACGCUGCUGUAUAUCCUGUUCAACAACGGCGGGGGAACUUCGAACUCGAUGAUAUUCUGGCUGCAGAGUUUCAACACUCCUGAGAAAACGGUGUACACUGUAGGCCAGAUAAAUACAUAUCCACUUGGUAUGAACGCUAUUCAAGUCGUUACCACUCUAACCUGGGCGUGGUGGUCGGAUGCGGUGAAGGCCCGAUGGCCACCCAUAGUUUUGGCGGGGACGUGGAGCAUGAUCACGAAUAUCAUUCUUGCAGCGACUCCAUUGUAUACGCACAUUACAAGACGCUGGGUCUUCUACUAUUUCACUUUGGUUGCUGGAGGGCUAUCCGGGAUCAUCCUUGCUUGGGCAAACGAGCUGACAGGAGCCGACAGCGAGAAACGUUCUUUCGUCGUGGCGUCGUGCAAUAUGUUUGCAUAUGUGAUGCAAGCAUGGUUACCGAUUGUUAUCUUUCCUCAGGUUGAACAGCCGCGUGUCUUCAAAGGCACAGUUGCUUCCGCGUGCCUCAACUUCUGCAUGAUUUGUACAGCCAUGGUCGUUUUUUUCCUCCAACGACAUGACGAACGCAAAGCCGCGUUGCUGAACCCGGAUGCAGAACUGAGCGGUGACGAUGCUGCAUCUACAUCAGAUGACGCCGAAGACACAGAUAACAAGGAUUUGAAAUCUGCGAGAGAAGAGCUGGUUUCUGUGGAGAGGUUGGAGUCGUGA
Sparassis crispa is the source of this 1335-nucleotide messenger RNA. RefSeq names its product MFS general substrate transporter. Gene Ontology annotation, biological process: transmembrane transport. Lineage: Eukaryota; Fungi; Basidiomycota; Agaricomycetes; Polyporales; Sparassidaceae. The coding region runs from base 1 to 1335 and encodes 444 amino acids. Gene Ontology annotation, molecular function: transmembrane transporter activity. The transcript has 19 exons. Gene Ontology annotation, cellular component: membrane. The record is from RefSeq and is a predicted model, not a curated record.